AUGAUGAAUUAUCUUAUAGAGAAGAUUGGAGAUUUGUACAGUGUUUUGGCUUUAUCUAAAGAUGUUGAUGAAGUAGUCUAUCCUGUUCUGAUUAAAAUGUUAAAACGAGAGAAAAUUUAAGACUGCUUAGAAUAUCUCUCAGAAGGUCUAAAUCUAAGGCAAGUCGAAUAAGAAAAAUAAAAAGGAGAAAAUUAAUAACUAUUUAAUAAUAACUUUAUGGUCAACGUUGGAAAGAAUAACAUUCUGAGAAUAGCAGAAGCUCUUAAAAAUCUUAAGGAUCAUGAAUUUAAUUAACGAAAUUACUCAAUAGAUGAAUGUGAUGAAAUUAAGAAAAAUCUGAUCAUAAAAAUAUCAUGGGAUUUGAGGAUUAUAGAAUUCCUAAAAUUUUUAACUCAUCUUACUGCCUUAGAUGAGAGAUACAUAUAGUGUGGAUCAAAUUCUCUUCAUUUACUAAUUUUAAUGAAAGUUGAUUUGAAGGAAUCAAGUUUUGAGAAUAUUAGAAUAAGAAAUACUUCCUUAAUAGGUGCUAACUUGGUAAGAUGUGACUUAAGCGGAUCUGAGUUUCAUAAUGUCAUUAUCAGUGGUAUAAAUUUGAAUUAAGCCAAAUUAUUUAAUUGUAAGUGGAGGGGUUUAACUAUAAAUGAGGGAAUUAAAUUGAAUGGUCAUAGCAGCAGAGUCAAUAAAGUUUGUUUUUCCCUAGAUGGUAAAUCAUUAGCUUCUUGCAGUGACGAUUAAUCAAUUUGCUUGUGGGAUGUGAAAACAGGGAAAAUAAAGUCAAUAUUUAGAAGAAAGGGGAUGGUAAAUUCAGUAUGUUUCUCAUCUAAUAAUAAUACAUUAGCUUUCAGCAGUUAAAAGUAUGUGCAUUUAUAGAAUAUUAAAACAAAAAAAUAAAUAGCAAAAUUAGAUGCUCAUUCAGGUGAUGUUUAUUCAGUAAGUUUCUCUCAUGAUGGUACUAUAUUAGCAUCUGGUAGUGAAGAUAACUCUAUCCGUUUUUGGGAUGUUAAGACAGGAUAAUAAAAAGCCAAAUUAGAAGGACAUACAAGUUGGGUUUAUUCAAUAUGUUUCUCUCCACAUUGUACUACAUUAGCAUCUAGUAGCUCAGAUAAAUCUAUUCGUUUAUGGGAUGUUAAUUCAGGAAAAUAAAAAAUCAAAUUAGAUUGUCAUUAAAGUUUUUUAUAUUCAAUCUGUUUCUCCCCUGAUGGCACAACAUUAGCAUCUGGUGGUUCAGACAAUUCCAUCCGUUUUUGGGAUGUUAAAACAGGAUAAUAAAAUGCCAAAUUAGAUGGUCAUUCAAGUUUUGUUAAUUCAAUUUGUUACUCUCCUGAUGGUUCUACAUUAGUAUCAGGUAGUUAGGAUAAUUCCAUCCGUUUAUGGGAUGUUAAGACAGGAUAAUAAAAGGGCAAAUUCGAUGGUCAUUCAAAUUAUGUAUUGUCAGUCUGUUUUUCUCCUGAUGGUGCUGCAUUGGCAUCUAGUAGUUAUGAUAAAUCUAUCCGUUUAUGGGAUGUCAAGACAGGAUAAGAAAAAUCGAAAUUAGAAGGUCAUACAAAUUGUGUUUAUUAAAUAUGUUUCUCUCCUAAUGGUACUACAUUAGCAUCUGGUAGUUAAGACCUUUCAAUCCGUUUAUGGGAUGUUAAGACAGGAUAAUAAAAAGCCAAAUUAGAUGGUCAUAGUGAACGAAUUUGGUCAGUCUGUUUCUCUCCUGAUGGUACAACAUUAGCAUCUGGUAGUGAUGAUAAGUCUAUCUGUUUAUGGGAUGCUAAGACAGGAUAAGAAAAAUUCAAAUUAGAAGGUCAUACGAAUUGUGUAUAUGCAAUAUGUUUCUCUCCUAAUGGUACUACAUUAGCAUCUGGUAGCUAAGACCUUUCAAUCCGUUUAUGGGAUGUUAAGACAGGAUAAUAAUCAACCAAAUUAGAUGGUCAUAGUGAACGAAUUUAGUCAGUCUGUUUUUCUCCUGAUGGUACUACAUUAGCAUCUGGUAGUUAUGAUAAAUCAGUCCGUUUAUGGGAUGUUAAGACAGGAUACUAAAAAGCCAAAUUAGAUGGUCAUUCAAGUUAUGUAAAUUCAAUUUGUUUCUCCCCUGAUGGCAUUACAUUAGCAUCUUGUAGUGACGAUAGAUCUAUCCGUUUAUGGGAUGUUAAGACAGGAUAAUAAAAGGGCAAAUUCAAUGGCCAUUCAAAUUUUGUAAUGUCAGUCUGUUUCUCUACUGAUGGUGCUACAUUGGCAUCUAGUAGUUAUGAUAAAUCUAUCCGUUUAUGGGAUGUUAAGACAGGAUAAGAAAAAUCGAAAUUAGAAGGUCAUACGAAUUGUGUUUAUUCAAUAUCUUUCUCUCCUAACGGUACUAUAUUAGCAUCAGGUAGUUAUGAUAAGUCCAUCCGUUUAUGGGAUGUUAAGACAGGAUAGUAAAAUGUCAAAUUAGAUGGUCAUGAUAGAUGUGUUAAUUCAAUCUUUUUCUCUCCUGAUUUAACUACAUUAGCAUCUAGUUGUGUUGAUAACUCUAUCCGUUUAUGGUGUAUUAAAACAGGAUAAGAAAUCCAACCUUCAGAUAAUCGUUACAAAAUUACAAUAGCAUAAUUUUAAUCUUCAAUAAUUAAAAAUCAAAUUCUUCCAGAAAAUAGUAUUUAUUUUUCACUAUUUAGCCACAUCUAACAUAACAAUAUUACUAAUUUCUUAAAAUCCCAAUUUAGAAUCAUAAGGAGCUUUAAUCCUGAAAGGAUAAUUUGUAAAUUGCUCAGGAGCAGAUCUAAAAUCAUUAUUUAAAUCUAAAGGAAGUUUGAUAUUGGAAAACUAUAAAGAAUUGAAAUAAAAUUGAUUAUUUAUUAAAACAUAAAAUAUCAUUUAUGUCUUUUGAUCAGCUAAAAAAUUUUCAGCAUUCUCUAACAGAAAGGUUAUUUGGAAAAUUCUCUGAUUAUUUGUUGGUUUGGUCCUUCCCCUAAACACAGGUUCAACAGAAGAUAAAGUAAUAAAUAUCUGAUAAUGGAAAAAUCUUUAUUGUCGAAAUCAAUUGUUCUUUACUUUGUGACGAUAAUUGCAGUUGAAGAUAUUAUGGAAUUUACAAUGAAAUUUUAAGAGUGGGACAAUUUACAUAUUAUAAUAUAGAAUUUGGAAAUUUGCAGAAAUAUUUUACCCCCUAUUUUGCUUUCUCAUAUCAACAUCAGAUGUUCAAAGAAAUAUUAUUUACAAUUGGUUUAAUGUUAUCGGUAUAAAUAUGAAACAAAAAUAAUUACAUGUUCGGGUGGUUUUCAAGAAAAUUGUAUUAUUGAUUAUAAAUUUAUUGUUAGUCUCAAAAUAUUUUCAGUCCCCAAUCGUGCACAGGUGUUUCUAAUGCUGGGCCAUGAUUUCUAGAAGAUUUUAAUUUAAAACCCCUUAAAUGAAUGGUACUUGGGAAUAAUUCUCGCAAAUUGCACCAUUUAGAAUUUAGAACAAUGAUAAUUUGAAUAAACAUUAUAAUUAUAUAAAUAAAUUCCUUCAUGAGUGCAAUUCUUAGUACAAUACCUAAAAAAGUAUCUAAUUUGCCCAUAACAAUUUGUUCAACUUACUAAAUGGAAGUGGAAAUACUAUUUAUUGUUAUGUCUUAAACAGAAAAAUUGCUUGA
Messenger RNA from Paramecium octaurelia, 3592 nucleotides. Lineage: Eukaryota; Ciliophora; Oligohymenophorea; Peniculida; Parameciidae. The record is from the annotation of a GenBank genome assembly.